Molecule: messenger RNA, 1267 nt
Organism: Osmerus eperlanus (European smelt)
Lineage: Eukaryota; Metazoa; Chordata; Actinopteri; Osmeriformes; Osmeridae
Product: dual specificity protein phosphatase 26-like
Exons: 4
Coding region: 182-775 (197 amino acids)
Biological process (GO): negative regulation of MAPK cascade; protein dephosphorylation
Cellular component (GO): cytoplasm
Molecular function (GO): MAP kinase phosphatase activity; protein tyrosine/serine/threonine phosphatase activity
Source: RefSeq, a predicted model, not a curated record
ACGCCACAUAUUUGAUUGACAGGACAGAGCACCAGACCACCCUGACGACUGUAGGGACAAGCAGCGGCUGUCGUCACAGCACACCUGGUCGGACUGCAGAGACUCAGAUCAGCACUCUCCAAGGCCACAGAACGAAGUGUGUCAUCGGAGGGCGGCUGGAUCCCAGGGCAAAACGGAGCUCAUGUCUUAUACUUCCAAACUCCCGCCCUCCUGGAACGACAGGCCGCCUCCUCGCCAAGUGGAGAUUGACCUGAGCUCCCCUGGGCUGGCUGUGUUCGAGCUGGAGAGGCUGCUCUACACAGGGAAGGCGAUUGUCAGCCAUGCUGACGAGGUCUGGCCCAAGCUCUACAUUGGAGACCAGAGCAGCGCGGAUAACCGAAGCGAGCUCACCCUCCACCGCAUCACGCACGUGUUGAACGCGGCCCACAGCAGGCUGAGGGGAGGGGCAGAGACCUACCAGGGCAUGAACAUCACCUACCAGGGCAUCGAGGGCCGCGACUGCUGCGACUACGACAUGAGCGCCAACUUCCAGACCUCGGCAGACUUCAUCUACAGGGCACUCAGUGGAGGAGGUACAGUUCUGGUGCACUGUGCGGUUGGCGUGAGCCGCUCAGCCACACUAGUCCUGGCCUAUCUCAUGCUGAAACAGCAUCUGACCCUGGUGGAGGCCAUAUGCGCAGUGAAGGACAACCGGGGCGUCAUCCCUAACAGAGGCUUCCUCAGACAGCUCAUUAAACUUAACGCCAAGAUUCACGGAAAUCACCGUCAAUCGUAGUGGAGGUGGCGAGGGUUCUUUUCCCAUUCACUUGUUGUGGGUUUAUGAGCCUUUUAGGUUUGCAAUGGGAACACGUUUCAGUUCAGUCACUGCUCUACCAAACAGGAUUUGAUACUGUGUUUUGCGUUUGCAUAGCCUAUUUCAUGUAGGCUAAACAAAAUGUAAAACUGUUCAUGGGUUGUUUACAUAUGUAGUAUUCUGUAGCCUAUGUAAUCUGGGACAUUUUUGGCAUGCAUUUUCUCAUCUGAGCUUCCUGAUUGACUAGUGCCCUGACCCUUUCUGUGACACCACACCAAUCAGGUUUUGUGAUUUCAGUCACAUAACAUCCAUGCUAAACCUAGUUAAAGUUCUGUGGACUAGACAUUGUCAUAGCUGGGAAGAAAACGCUCUGGAGUUUAGGUGUCAACAUUACCUAAUGUCCCAGAUUGCCCAAAUCACCAUAUGUAUUUGUCUGGCAUAAGUUAAUAAACAUUUUGAACUUCCCAUUUUCAA